Molecule: messenger RNA, 1601 nt
Organism: Perkinsus marinus ATCC 50983
Lineage: Eukaryota; Perkinsozoa; Perkinsida; Perkinsidae
Product: kelch repeat protein, putative
Exons: 10
Coding region: 120-1475 (451 amino acids)
Biological process (GO): wybutosine biosynthetic process; tRNA methylation
Molecular function (GO): tRNA methyltransferase activity; protein binding
Source: RefSeq, a predicted model, not a curated record
CCAGUCCAAACACUCCGACUAGUCGACCUCCCGAGCCUCUACUGCCGCUCUCUACUACAGCAUCCCCUCAACGACGAUUAUCCUAUGCUGCUCAUCCCACUCAUCGGUAUUCACUGAGGAUGUCACCCCAGAGGAAGAAGUGGCUUCAUCAGCGGGUUAUAAGUUGCCACCCUUGUGGGAGCACUCAAUGCUGUCGUCGUAAGCGCGUCCUCAAUGCGGUUGGGUCAUCUCUCUUGGACUACACAUCUGUUGCGGCAUUCGCAACAGGCUGGCAACGCUUACCUCCUGGCGGUUUCGAUGGUCGUUCUGGACACGCCCUCACUGUAUGCUGGGAUGGAAACACCGUUUAUCUUGCCGGUGGUCUCGACAGUAUGUCUCGGUCAAUGAGCGAUGUGUAUUGCAGUGUUGAUAGCGGUCGUUCAUGGGAACAUCGAGCACUAUCGGCCGAAUGGUCUCCGAGGAUGGGGCAUUGCAUGGUCUCCCUCCGAGACGACAAAGCAUUGAUCCUUCUUGGCGGAUGGGAUCGCAACUUCAACUUCAAGAACGACGUUUGGCGGUCGACCGAUGGCGGUCGCACGUGGACGGAAGUCAUUCCUGUCGAUCCGAACGGAUCAUUCCCACCGCGCUGUAAUUUCGCCUGUGCUAUUCUACACAGUGGAAGAAUUGUUGUUUGUGGAGGGCUUGGUAUGAACAACGUCCACCUCAACGACGUUUGGUGCUCUGACGACUCUGGUGGAAGUUGGCAACGCCUGUCUGCGUGCGCCCCAUGGGAACCCCGAUGGGCCAUGGGAUUCACCACCAUCAACGGCGGCCAGUCGAUGAUCAUGGUCGGUGGCACUACUAUGACGGGGUUCCUUUCUGACGUGUGGAGGUCGGACGACGGCGGAGUGUCGUGGAAAGAGAUAACGCUAGACGGAGACUUCGGUCCCCGAGGAGGAAUGGCUGUCGUUCAGCACAAUCCGAGCGGUAUGCUAGUUUUAUGUGGUGGUGAAAUAACAAUCACUCAAGGUGGCAUCGGUGAGCCGAGUAAUGAUGUCGAUCAGUGCAGUUCCGACGUUUGGAUUAGUCGAGAUGAAGGGUUCUCAUGGAUUAAGGCUUCCACUACGACCAGCGAGUCCUGUGGAUGUCUCCCACCGCUGGGUGUUUCCCAAGAUGGGCUCCCCGAGACCAUACCAAGACGUUGGCAAGCUAGAUGUCUCGUUCGAUGUGUGGCAUUACAUUCUGACCGUCUUUUGCUGGUGGGUGGAGAACUGCGAUCAGAAAAACGUGUGAAUGAUGCAUGGCUGUGUACUGGUGCUACUGACGCGGUGGCGGCUAAUGGUCAACAUCAAUGGCUGCUGCGUCUGGGAGAGUAUGUCUCGGGUGACCGGCCACCGUUAGCGAAGAGAAGGCGAUCGAUGGCGCCUACUUUGCCUUGUCUUCCCUUCCAUCUCUGGAUCGGAAAUAUAAUGCCGUAUAUUAUGGGCGACAUUUAACAUCCGUUUACUGAUUAGUGGAUGUUGUACAUGCGAAAUAUAAUUAUCAUUAUUGAUCAUAUCAUCGCAGUCCGUCAGCUGCGUCGACCGUCUGGUCUCAGCGACGUUAUUGUCGAUUAUGCUAUG